Hylaeus volcanicus is the source of this 818-nucleotide messenger RNA. Its product is annotated as 60S ribosomal protein L13a-like. The record is from RefSeq and is a predicted model, not a curated record. Gene Ontology annotation, cellular component: ribosome; cytosolic large ribosomal subunit. The coding region runs from base 97 to 708 and encodes 203 amino acids. Gene Ontology annotation, molecular function: mRNA binding; structural constituent of ribosome. Lineage: Eukaryota; Metazoa; Arthropoda; Insecta; Hymenoptera; Colletidae. The transcript is spliced from 3 exons. Gene Ontology annotation, biological process: negative regulation of translation; translation.
AGUGGCUCAAUAGAUACAUACCUGACGUCGAAGCUUGACAUAAAGAUUUCUGAUAAAAACUUAAUUCAUUGUUUUCUUGUGGGCUACUUGAAAACUAUGUUUAAAGAGGAAAUCGUUGUCGAUUGUCACAAUCACAUGCUUGGCCGUGUAGCAGCUGUUGUUGCAAAACAAUUGUUGAAUGGCCAAAAAGUAACUUUGCUAAGAUGCGAUACAAUCAAUAUUUCAGGGUCUCUGUAUCGAAAUAAACUUAAAUAUGAGGCAUUUUUACGUAAAAAGUCUAAUACGAAUCCUCGAAGAUCCUCAGUAAUCCACUAUCGCGCUCCAUCAAAAAUUGUUUGGAGAACUAUUAGAGGAAUGUUACCACAUAAACAACCUCAUGGAGCAGCAGCACUUGGUCGUCUACAAGUUUUUGAAGGUGUUCCAACACAAUACGAAAAAACGAAACGCCUUGUGAUCCCAUCAGCUGUCAGGGCUGUGUGUUUAAAGAGCCACCGAUCUUACUGUGUGUUAGGAGAUAUGGCAUCUCGCAUUGGCUGGAAACACGCGGAAUUAGUAAAGAGACUUGAAGCUAGACGAAGAAUUCGAAGUGCAGCUUUUUAUGAAAAAAAGACAGCGUCUCGUGAAGAACUGAGAUUGAAGAAACAGGCAGCUUUUGAAAAAUUGUCAAAAGAAGAUCAAGAUAUUCUUUUGCAAUCAGGGAAAAAUUAAUUUAGUGUAUCUAAAAAUUUUUUGAUAACAUCUAUCAUUUUAUGUUCUAGAACGUUUUAAUUAAAAAUUAAACGAAAUUGGUUGAUUCAACAAUAAUCAAUGAAUGAUUA